Molecule: messenger RNA, 3939 nt
Organism: Engraulis encrasicolus (European anchovy)
Lineage: Eukaryota; Metazoa; Chordata; Actinopteri; Clupeiformes; Engraulidae
Gene: rps6ka3b
Product: ribosomal protein S6 kinase, polypeptide 3b
Exons: 21
Coding region: 810-3068 (752 amino acids)
Biological process (GO): peptidyl-serine phosphorylation; intracellular signal transduction
Molecular function (GO): ATP binding; magnesium ion binding; protein serine/threonine kinase activity
Source: RefSeq, a predicted model, not a curated record
GUGUGUGCCUGUGUGUUUGCGUGUUUCUAGGUGUGUGUGUUUGUAUGGGUGGGGGUGUUGGAAUCUCCUAGUUUGGACUCUUUCCAUUAGUCUGUAGGGCUUCCCCCUUUAGUGACUCAGUGUCAUCUCCCCGUGCUCGCACACCCACACACCCAUACACCCAUACACCCACACACACACACACACACACAGUCAAGUGCACCGUCACCCGACACAUAACACACUUGCGCUCACCCUCACCCUCGCACUCUCUCUUAUUCUCUCUCUCGGUACACACUCUGCUCAGACAGUGCAAGCGUACAGUACAAACACUCGCUGGUGGCCUCUGCUCUGUCCUUGACGAGCUCCUGCGACACAACCAACCAGUGCCACCAGCAGCAGGAGCAACAGCAGCAGUUCUGGGGGAAGUUCAGCAACUGAAACUAAAAGCAGGAGCUUUGGUGGAAUUUCCAGCAACAGAAAGUACCAACAUCAGUGAUGGUGAAACUCUUGUACUAGCCUCAGUGAUGGUGAAACUCUUGUACUAGCCUCAGUGAUGGUGAAACUCUUGCACUAGCAUCUGCAUAUCCAGUGGAACUUCAGGAGCAGAACAAACAAUGUCAGAAGAAAUGGUGUUGGUGAAACUCAAGUGAUAACUUCUAGUGGAACUCCUGAAGCAAAAGCAACAGGAGCAGAACAAGCAGUUCUGGUGGAGUUCCGUUCCAGUCCCAGAAUUAGUUCUAUUUGAAUUCCAGUUCCAGAACCAGGAACAAUUGUAGUUCCGGAACAAACAGCAGCAUUAUUAGUUCCAGUGGAGCUCAAGCAUUGGCAUGGUGUCUCCCAAGGGCUGGCUGCCCGCCCUCCGGCAGCUGCUGGGGGGCCCCGGUCAGCUGCAGCUCCGGCUCAAGGCUCUGGCUCUGCGGAGGUUCAUGCCGGGGGGAUCACAGCAUUGGGAGCCACCAGCACCCCCAGCAGCAGCAACAGGAACCCACAGGACUGAGGAGGUGACAGUGAAGGAGAUCAGCAUCACACACCAUGUCAAAGAGGGCUCGGAGAAGGCCGACCCCAGACAGUUUGAACUGCGCAAGGUCCUGGGACAGGGAUCCUUUGGAAAGGUGUUUUUGGUGAAGAAGGUCACAGGGCCCGACGCUGGACAGCUCUACGCCAUGAAGGUCCUGAAGAAGGCCACGCUCAAAGUUCGUGACCGGGUGAGGACGAAGAUGGAGCGGGACAUCUUGGUGGAGGUGAACCACCCCUUCAUCGUCAAGCUGCACUACGCAUUCCAAACAGAAGGGAAGCUCUAUUUGAUUCUAGACUUCCUUCGAGGAGGAGAUCUCUUCACUCGUCUGUCAAAAGAGGUGAUGUUCACAGAAGAAGACGUCAAGUUCUACCUGGCGGAGUUGGCCUUGGCCCUGGACCAUCUGCACGGCCUCGGCAUCAUCUACAGGGACCUCAAGCCGGAGAAUAUCCUCCUGGAUGAAGAGGGACACAUCAAGCUGACAGACUUCGGCCUGAGUAAGGAGGCUAUAGACCAUGAGAAUAAGGCCUACUCCUUCUGUGGCACGGUGGAGUACAUGGCCCCUGAGGUGGUCAACAGGAGGGGACACACACACAGCGCAGACUGGUGGUCUUACGGGGUGCUGAUGUUUGAAAUGCUGACUGGAACAUUGCCAUUCCAAGGCAAGGACCGCAAGGAAACCAUGACGAUGAUUCUAAAGGCCAAGCUGGGCAUGCCACAGUUCCUGAGUCCCGAAGCACAGAGCCUCCUCAGAAGCCUCUUCAAGAGGAACCCGUCCAACAGGCUCGGGGCCGGCCCAGACGGUGUGGAGGAGAUCAAAAGACAUUCAUUCUACUCAACCAUAGACUGGAACAAACUGUUCAGACGAGAGAUCCACCCUCCGUUUAAACCCGCCUCCGGCCGACCAGAUGACACGUUCUACUUCGACCCAGAGUUCACAGCCAAGACUCCCAAAGACUCCCCCGGCGUGCCCCCCAGUGCCAACGCCCACCAGCUCUUCCGAGGCUUCAGCUUCGUGGCCAUAGAGGACGAGAUACAGCCCCUGCCCACAAGCAACACGAUCUCCAUAGUCCAGCAGCUGCACAGAAACACAUCUCAGUUCAGCGAGACGUAUGAGAGCAAGGAGGACAUCGGAGUGGGAUCCUACUCCAUCUGCAAACGCUGCAUACAGAAGAGCACGGGCAUGGAGUACGCUGUCAAGAUCAUUAAUAAGUCCAAGAGGGACCCCACAGAGGAGGUGGAGAUUCUCCUGCGAUACGGACAACACCCCAACAUCAUCACCCUCAAAGACGUGUAUGACGACGGGCGAUCGGUGUACCUGGUGACGGAGCUCCUGAAGGGCGGAGAGCUGCUGGAUAAGAUCCUGAGACAGAAGUUCUUCUCCGAGAGGGAGGCCAGCGCCGUGCUGCACACCAUCACCAAGACUGUCGAGUACCUGCACAGCCAAGGGGUGGUCCACAGAGACCUGAAGCCGAGUAAUAUCCUGUAUGUGGAUGAGCUGGGCAACCCGGAGUCCAUCCGCAUCUGUGACUUCGGCUUCGCCAAGCAGCUGAGGGCGGAGAACGGCCUGCUGAUGACGCCCUGCUACACCGCCAACUUCGUAGCCCCAGAGGUCCUGAAGAAGCAAGGCUACGAUGCAGCCUGUGACAUCUGGAGUCUUGGCGUGCUUCUCUACACCAUGUUGACUGGCUUCACCCCAUUUGCUAAUGGACCUGAGGACACACCGGAAGAGAUCCUGGCUCGGAUCGGGAGUGGCCAGUUUUCCCUGACGGGCGGUUACUGGAACUCAGUGUCAGUGGAUGCAAAGGACCUGGUGUCUAAGAUGCUGCAUGUGGACCCCCACCAGAGGCUGUCUGCGGCCCAGGUGCUCAGACACCCCUGGAUCGUGCACAAGGACCAGCUGCCCAAGUUCCAGCUCAACAGACAAGACGCCCCGCACUUGGUCAAGGGAGCUAUGGCUGCAACAUAUUCCGCCCUCAACCGGAACAUCACCCCAGUUCUGGACCCUGUGGGCUGUUCCACUUUGGCUCAGCGGCGGGGGGUCAAGAAACUCACGUCCACAGCCCUCUGAAAUACACUUCCCGACCUCCAUCCAUCCAUCCAUCCAUCUUCCUCUCCUCAUCUGUCCUUUGGGUGUAUGGUCAGGGCAGGGCAUGGCCACUAAACGGGACCUGGAGGCUACCAUAUGAUAUGAUGCUACUGCACUGAGGCCGUCCCCUGAUCUGGCCACUGAUGCCAAAUAGACCCAGACAGACCAGACGCCCACUUAACUUUACUUGACGAUCAACUCCCUCCCUCCAGCCUACCUGUGGUGAACUGAGAAACUGCAAAAAAAAAAAGAGAGCCCCUUUGCUUGUAGAAGCCACUACGGUCUCCAACCAAAUUAAACAGGCAGUCCCACCCAGCACAGUAGUGUCUGUUUUGAGAGGUGGAGAGCGGACUGCAAAGGGAUGCGUAUACUCACAUCAUGCACAUAUACUACAUGCAUACAGCCUGCACCACCUACAGCACGUCUGAAGGUCAAAUGUAUAAUGCAAAAAAAAAGAUGAUUGUAUUCAGUGUGACUUGUCGGUAAUGACGAGGCACCAUUGCAAAGCACACUCCCAGCCAACCCCCUUUAUGACCGGGUAGUUAAGGAUGAUCUGGAUAAAAAAAAUACAGUGACGCCACUGCUGGAUCAGUUGCUGAUGGAGGUCUGAUUGAUUGUAAACACUCCUUUGUCUGUACUGUACAUGCGUAUAAACCUCCAAACUCCAUGUGUGAUCUUAGGCAGCCUGAACUCUCUGAGAUGUUGGGGUGACAAAUGAAUAGAAAACUUCAGCACUUCAGCCAAUGAAUAUUUCAGACUCAAGGCUUUAGAGGAAAUCCCUCAAUUUCGAUCCAUAAUGUCUCUCUGCAAACAUAGAAAAUGUAAAAAAUAAAAAUAAAAACCUUUUUCUCUC